Molecule: messenger RNA, 1437 nt
Organism: Cyclocybe aegerita
Lineage: Eukaryota; Fungi; Basidiomycota; Agaricomycetes; Agaricales; Hemipholiotaceae
Source: the annotation of a GenBank genome assembly
AUGGCUCAAAACCCAGCCAAUCGACACAAUCGAAUUGUUCAGCGGGAAGCCCUUGAACGCGAGGUCUCCGUCGCAAAUGAAAAAUUCACGGAAAUUCAACAACAGCUCCUCAAGCUUAAGGCAAGCCUCAAUAAGACCUCGCUCAUUAUGGCCUACCUUCCAUUGGAGGUCUUAGCGGAAAUAUUCACGCUGGUCGUCGAGACGCGCAAACCUCUGUUCAAUGUCGACAAAGUCGUUCCGCCUUCGUUCAUUCUUGGCAGUGUCUCCAGAGCAUGGAGGAAGGUCGUUUGGUCAAUGCCGCGUUUAUGGACGGUAGUUUCAAUUACCAUCUCUUCGAAGAAGCACGAGAUUCAACGGGAGUUGCUCGAGGAUUGGGUGGAGAGGUCUGCUUCGCUUGGGUUGCAUAUCUACCUCCAGUCAUAUUGGCCGACGCCUUCGACAGUUUACGAACCGCUUCUGGCUGUGUCAGGACGUUGGGAGAGCUUCUAUGCGAGUGGAAAGUUCAAAAGCUUGUGUUCUCGGUUGGAAGACUCUCAGUAUCGAUUCGACCGGAUGUCCUCUCUACAAAUUUCCUUCGCCUCAGACAGCAUCCUUUGGCGGUUUUCCGGUGCAGAUCGGCUCAAGACUCUCAAAAUCGAUUAUGGUCCAACUCUCGACCUGCUGGAGGUUUCUCUUUCUCAUGUUGAACAUAUGGAUGCCUAUCUCGACCCGAGCAAUUGGGUGUUCGGCCUCGAGAGAAUGCCCUCCCUCAGGACCUGCAAGCUGAGGUUGGCCAGCGACAGAGAGCACACGAGACCUCAUCCCCCCGCCAAGUUGACGACGUUCCAGCGUCUCGUUGCUUUGCUCAUCUCCAUAGAUGGAGACUUGUCAGAACGCACCGCCGUUGCGCAGGUUCUUGACGUCGUCACCGCGCCACGCCUCGAUAGCCUCGACAUCCGCCUCGAAUAUAUAGAGCAGGACUGGAUCCCGCAGUUCUUCAACAUGCCGAAGCGCUCCGCCUGUCAGCUGACGACGUUGCUCAUCGAUAACAGUGGCAACAACUUUGCAGAAGCGGACCUCGUCAAGCUCCUCCGCCUGCUCCCCUCUCUCAAGACAUUCGCCAUGCGCCAAGGAGUGAUCAUAUCUGACAAGACCAUAAACGUACUCAACCCGUCGCUAUCAAAGCACGCUUCACUUCCCAAUCUGACAUCUCUGGAAUUCAAUGGCAAGAUCACCUUCAACCUCCAAUCCAUGCUCUCGAUGGUCAGAGAGCGGCUGCGGGCUUCGAAUCAAGCGCCCGCAUCGUUUCAGAGGCUGGAAACUUUUCGAAUUCAGUAUUCGAACAUCUCUUGGGGUCGCAAGAAGGACCCUAAUGACCUCCAAGCCUUUUACACGCAAUUGGUGUCCUUGAAGCAGUUAGGAACGAAGCUCGACAUCGUUUGGGUGGACGAUGACUAA